Messenger RNA from Dermacentor andersoni, 5906 nucleotides. It is a transcript of the gene Oseg2, whose product is annotated as intraflagellar transport protein Oseg2. Gene Ontology annotation, molecular function: protein binding. The record is from RefSeq and is a predicted model, not a curated record. Lineage: Eukaryota; Metazoa; Arthropoda; Arachnida; Ixodida; Ixodidae. Gene Ontology annotation, cellular component: intraciliary transport particle B; axoneme; ciliary basal body. Gene Ontology annotation, biological process: intraciliary transport.
AUGCAUAUAAGGUACUUGAAGACGCUAAUGCCCCCUCAGGCCGUAGUGAGUGGCAUCCAAGCGCAGGACGGGGCGGCCAAGGUGGUGGCGAUGGCAUGGUCUCCCAACAACGUCAAACUGGCCGUCUGCACGGCUGACAGGGUCGUGCUGCUUUUCGACGACAUGGGAGAGCGCCGCGACAAGUUCUCUACCAAGCCCAUCGACUCCAAGUACGGGAAGAAGAGCUACGUGGUCAAGGCCAUUUGCUUCUCUCCAGAUUCUGCCAAGUUGGCCGUUGCCCAAACUGACAGCAUCAUCUACGUUUACAAAAUCGGAGAAGAGUGGGGCGAGAAGAAAGUCAUAUGCAACAAGUUCAUCCAGCAGAGUGCCGUCACCUGCAUGACUUGGCCUCACCACGGUCCCAUCGUAUUCGGACUCGCCGAAGGAAAAGUGCGGAGCGCCAACGUCAAGACCAACAAGUCGUCGACGUUGUAUGGCACCGACUCCUACGUUGUCUCUGUGGUCAGCAGUAUCUCGGGCAAAGGUAUCCUCUCUGGACAUGCUGACGGUAGCGUGGUGCGGUACUUCCUCACUGAUGAUGACAGUGGUGAGGUUCAGGGCAAAGUGCUGACACACCCGUGCCCGCCGUACGCGCUCUGCUGGACGGAGCAGUCCAUCUUGGCGGCCGGCUGCGACAAGCGCAUCGUGUUCUACGCUCCACGCGAAGGGCGCGUGCAGCAGCAGUUCGACUACAGCCGGCAGCCGGACGAGCACGAGUUCGCCGCGGCGGCCUGCAGUCCCGGCGGACACGCCCUGGCCGUCGGCAGCUACGACAGGGUCCGGGUGUUCACAUGGAGCAGCAACAAACGAGCCUGGGAUGAGGCGAAGCCCAAGGAGCUGCAGAACGCCUACACCAUAUCCAGCCUCGCCUGGAAGCGAGAUGGAUCGAGGCUCGCAGUGGGAACGCUGUGCGGCGCCAUUCUGAGCUACGAUUGCAGCCUGCGCAAGACACUAUACAACAACAAAUUUGAGAUCACCUUUGUGGGGCCGAGUCAGGCCCUGAUAGUGAACCUGGCGACGAAGACGAAGAGCACGCUCAAGUCCCAGUACGGCCACGAGAUACAGGAUAUAAAAAUCCUGGGCAGGGACCGCUACCUGGUGGCAUACACAGCGGCCACGCUGUUGCUCGGCGAUUUGCUCCAGGACAAGUUCUGCGAGGUCUUCUGGGAAGGGACGUCGAGGAAUGAGAAGUUCUACUUCGAAACAGAAAAUGUGUGCAUGAUUUUCAACGCUGGUGAACUGUCCCUGGUAGAAUAUGGCCACAACGAGAUCCUUGGUUCGGUGCGCACCGAAUUCAUGAACCCUCAUUUGCUAAGCGUGCGUCUCAACGAACGAAGGCGCCCUGGGGCACCGGACAACAAGAAGCUAGCCUACUUAAUCGAUUUGAAAACAAUAUUUGUCGUGGACCUGGUGACGGGUAUGACGCUGGCACAAGUGCCGCACGACUCCAAGAUCGACUGGCUCGAGUUGAACGAGACUGGUCAGAAGCUGCUCUUUCGCGACAGACGCCAACGGCUCAGCCUGUUCGACAUUGCAUCCCAAGACAAAGUGACACUUCUCAAUAACUGCACGUUUGUUCAGUGGGUUCCGGAUAGUGACGUGGUGGUAGCGCAAGGCCGCAACGUCCUGUAUGUCUGGUACAACGUGGAUGCUCCAGAGAGGACCACCAACAUCCCCAUCAAGGGUGAAGUAGCGGAUAUUGAACGCGAGGAUGGUAAGACCGAAGUCAUUGUCAACGAAGGCCUCACUACAGUUGGCUACCCGCUGAAGGAAGGUCUCAUCGAAUUUGGCACAGCAAUCACCGACGGCGACUUCGGACGAGCGGUGGCAUACCUGGAGAGCCUGGAGCUCACGGAGGAGACGGAAACCAUGUGGCGCACGCUAGGGCAGAUGGCGCUCGAGGAGCGUCUUGUGGCCGUGGCCGAGCGCUCGUACGCCGCGCUCGGCGACCUGGCCAGGGCGCGCUUCCUGGCGCACGUCAUGCGCCUCCAAGAGGAGGCCGCAAUGGCCACGGGUCAAGACGGCCACGACCACUACGAAGUGAGGGCGCGGAUGGCCAUGCUGGAUAAACAGUUCAAGCUGGCUGAGAACAUCUACCUCGAGCAGAAUAAAGUUGAAGAGGCAAUGGAGAUGUACAAAAAUAUGCACAAAUGGGACGAGAUGAUCCAGCUGGCCGAAUCGAAAAAUUAUCACAACGUUGAGAAACUCCGGGAGGACUAUUUUGAGUGGCUCCUGAAUAACGGCAUGGAAGGAAAAGCAGCCGAGCUGAAGGAGAAAGAGGGCGACGUGGAAGAGGCGGUCUCGCUGUACCUCAAGUCUGGUCUUCCGGCCAAGGCCGCCCUGGUGCUGCGCUCGGUGCCGGCUCUUGUGCAGCAGCGGCAGCUGGCCGACCGCGUCAUCACGGCGCUUACCCAGUCCGAGCUGUACGAGCACGCCGGCAACCUCCACGAGCAGCUCGGCGAGCACGCCAAGGCGCUGCAGUGCUACCGUGCGGGCCACCACUACGCAAAAGCCGUGGAGCUCUCUCGGCAACGGAAUCCCGGAGACGUGGUCGCCCUUGAAGAGGAAUGGGGCGAGUACUUGGUCUCGCAGAGGCAGCUGGACGCGGCCAUCAACCACUUUAUCGAGGCAGGGAAGACGGUGAAGGCCCUGGAUGCAGCCAUCAAUGCAAGGCAGUGGAAAAAGGCUGUGCAGAUAAUCGAGGUGAUCGAUGACACCCCUGAGCUAAACCGGUACCAGAGCAAGCUGGCUCAGCACUUCCACUCGACCGGAGACCUCGAGAUGGCGGAACACUUUUACGUGGAAGCUGGAAAGAUAAAAGAGGCCAUUGAAAUGUACAACACUGCUGGAAAAUGGGACAGAGCACUGAAGCUUGCCAAGCUCCACCUCAGACCGGAAGAUGUGACGAGCAUGUACACUGAGCAGGCAUCGGAGCUCGAGAAACAAGGAAAACUCAGAGAGGCGGAAAAGCUUUACUUGUUCAUCGACGAGCCCGACUUGGCCAUUGCGAUGUAUAAGAGGUAUCGUCAGUACGACAAUAUGAUGCGUGUAGUCAAGGAAUUUCACCCAGACCUUCUUUCAGACACACACUUGCAUCUCGCUAAAGAACUAGAGGGCGAAGGCAACUACCUGCAAGCUGAAGCGCAUUACCUAGCGGCAAGCGACUGGAAGGCUGCCGUUAACAUGUACCGCGCCAAUGACAUGUGGGAAGAAGCGUAUGGCGUGGCCAAGAAGCAUGGCGGUCCUGUGGCCUGCAAGCAGGUGGCCUAUCUUUGGUCCAAGAGCCUCGGUGGGGACUCAGCCGUGCGGCUGCUCACAAAGCUAGGCCUGCUCGACAGCACCAUCGAUUAUGCUGCCGAGAACUGUGCCUUUGAAUUUGCGUUCGAGUUGGCGCAAGCAACGGCCAAGCACAAGCUUCCAGACAUCCACCUCAAAUACGCCAUGUUUCUUGAGGACGAGGGCAAGUUCCACGAGGCGGAACAAGAGUUCAUCAAGGCUAACAAGCCUAAAGAAGCGGUGCUUAUGUACGUGCACAAUAAAGACUGGGACAGCGCCAGGCGUGUGGCCGAGGCUCACGACCCGGAAUCCGUGGCGGACGUGUCCAUCGGCCAGGCUAGGGUUGCCUUUCAAGCUGGCCACUAUCAGCAAGCUGAGUCAUUGGCACUUCGAGCUGAAAGGCCGGACCUCGUCAUCAAACUGUACAAGGACGCGGGCAUGUGGAACGACGCUCUUCGCAUCUGCAGAGAGUACACACCUUCGAAGAUUCUGGAGCUUCAAGAGGAGUACGACAACCACAUGGACACGAAGGGAUCACGAGACGUUGACGCCCUGCUUGAACAGGCCCAGGAGUGGGAACGAAAUGGGCAGCACGACCGAGCCGUAGACUGCUAUAUGCGCAUGACACCUGAAAAUGUGAAAAACGUGGACAUGCUCGAAAAAUGCUGGGUGAAGGCGGCCGACCUGGCCUUAAAGUUUCUAGAUGAGCACAAGGCAGACAGGAUACUCAAGAACGCCGCACGUAUGCUGUUGGACAUCAAGAAGCACAGUUCGGCAGCACAGUUGUUCCUCAGCAUGGAGCUGGUCAAGGACGCCGUAGAGGCCCUGAUCGCGGGUGGCGAGUGGAGCAAGGCUAAGAAGGUAGCCCAAGAAUUCGACCCAGGGUUGGAGGAACACGUUGACAAGGAGUACAAAAGCUAUCUGCGCAGCCGCGGCCAGACUGAUCAAUUAGCCAAUGUCGACAUCAUUGCCGCUCUGGACCUGUACGCCGAAAAGAAGCAAUGGAAGAAGUGCCUAGAAGUGGCCGAGCAGCAGGGACAGCAGGUGCUACACAAGUACGUGGCACUGUGUGCCAGCCAGCGAAUCCGCGACGGAUCGCCACUGGACGCGCUGCGCCUGUACGCCGACUAUGGAGCGCCGGCCCUGGCUCAGAACUUCAACAUCUACCGACACAUCACAGCCAGCGUGUUUGCACUGCCAGGCCUGUACGGUGCGCACGCGUACCGGACUUGGUCCGAACUCAGGGACGUCCUGCACGAUCUCGUGAAAAACCUAGAAACCAGCCACCAAGAUGUCAGCGACUUCGAAAAGUUACUGCUUAUCAGUAACUACUACGCCACCCGCUCAGCAUGUCAGGGGCAGGAGACCCUGGCCGAGCACGCCAUGAAGAUCUCCGUGUCUCUGUUGCGGUACACAGAACACAUUCCUGCGGAUAAAGCUUUCUACGAGGCGGGACUCGCCUGCAAGACGUUGAACAAAGAAGCAAUGGCUUUCGUUUUCUGGAAUCACUACUUGGAUAUAUGCGAGGCCAUCGAGGAAGGGUCGCUGGACACGCUAGAUCAUUCCGACUUCCAGAACACCGACAUCCCGUUCGAGAUUCCACUUCCCGAGAAGAUGUUCCUCGAUGAGGCCCAGCACGAGGAGGUCAAGGAAUGGGUUCUAGCCAUAAGCAUGAACCAGGGCGUAGAGCAGGCGCUGCCCGUUGAUGAACAAGGCUUCUACGAGGCCUCGCUCGAGGGCCCCAAGGGCAAUCUCCGCGCCCUGCCUUGCCUGAUCACCGGAUACCCUGUGCUCCAAAACAAGCUUCAGUUUCAAAAACCAAGGAUAGUCUGCAACAAGGACGACUGGAACAAAUUUCUGUUGGCUACAAAACUAUCACGCAGCGCAGAAUGUCAAGAUGUCCUGAAGUUCAUCACGGAAUGGGCUGGAGGCGCACCAAACCUCAGCUAUUCUUUCCAGUAGACAGAUCACAGAAAUGCUUUGCAGAUGCUUCACCAGGGACGUCAAAUGAAACAACCUUUGACAAUUUGGUCAUACACUUCCGCUGUAAGCGAAUGAGAUACUGAAUAUUGUCUUGGAUGAUGAGUCAGUAUUACUUGAAAAAAAAAAAAAAAAGCAUGACAUCCUGAUGUGAAGAAAUAAAAUGCAACCCGACGCAACUGUCUCUCUUAUUUCAACAGAUUUCUGAACAUGAUUACCAACAAGAAGCAACAAACCAAUUAAUCGAAGGUCUCCAUUUCAGUCUGCUUCUUGAGUGUGACCUAACACAAGGUCCUCCCGACUUCAAGUGCUACAGGGUCGCAUGUUUUGUCAUGACAGGCUAAAUAUGUCACAAAUGUGUCGGCACUCUGACAGAUUUUGUACGUUUUGCCCCCUUUUGCAGGAAUGUGUGCAUAAAUACAUGAAAAAAAAAUAAACGCUUCAGCUAGUUUUCAUCAUGUACCAAUGGCAAAAGCUAAAUUUGUAAUUCACCCUGGAUCUUUUCGGAAUUUGCAUUAUGCAGACCCCUUCCCCCCGUCUCCGGUUCACGCGCGACUUGGUUUAUUCGCCCUGGGCAAUCGCCGCAAACACGCGCCACUUCAGCCUCAUUU